CUGACAUGUCAACUCUAGCAUUUUCGUCCUUGGUCGCGUAAUUUUGAAAACGCGUGUAAGUGUAUAUUGACAGUAUACUUAUUGUAUUUGUCACUUUGGCAGGGCACGAUUCCACACCAGCACAACUAGCAUUGGAAGCUAAAACUGCCAAGGUUAGUAUAAUAAUUGAAAUAUAAAUAAGAAAAAUUGCUAAAAUAAUAAAAAUCGAGUUUCUGUGCGCAGACAGACACUAGUCCUAUUCUUAAAAUGCGAUACAUAAACAGAAAUAUUAUUAAUUUUGAUAGACAUUCAUUGAUGAAGUUAUAAACAAUCCAAGAGACAUUCUGACAUUGAAUAUUAGAUUUAUUAUAAAAUGUAAUCAACUCUUAUGUUUUAAAGGUAGUUGGACCCUGCAAUCCCGCAAGCGUAACUUAAAAUCUUUAACGCAGUGGCGUAACUGGAUGGUGUCCAGAGACGGGGGGCCGGGCCCCCCGGUAAAAAAAACAUAAAAUUUUUGCUAGCACAUUGGGGCAAAUUGGCCCAAGCCUCAGUAAUAGAGGCCCAGAAAAUUCUCAGCGGGUGGCCCCCAAAAGCAGGAAUUGGUCAAAUUUUGGCUUUUUUUUUGUAGACAUGGAUGGGGGAUUGUUUUUUUACUUGUCAUAGUUCUGAAAAUUUUUUUGAACCCCUUUUUUAAUAAGUAUGGUUCGAAAAAUUUUUCCCUUCCCCCUCCCCUCCCCGCUCGCCAACUUAUUUGGGAAAAAUAGGCACCCAUUCACAAAUUUGACGGGGGGCCUCAGGAGGUUGCGUUACGCCCUGCUUUAUUAACGAGACAAUAGACAUUUCAAUACCUUACAUUUGAGUAUAAAUUAUUAUGUAUAUUGUGUACAUAAAAGAUGUAGUUCACUACGGGUCUAAGGGGGGGGGGGGGACCAUUCGAAAAGUGAUGGGGGGAGGGACAAAUCCCCUGCCCCACCCCACUUUUCUAAUUAUCUGCCCCUAGCCUAUUACAGUAGCUCAUCGGUGGUGAACAUACUCGUUCGUUUAGCGACCCUUCACAACUCAUAAAUAGAAAUCGUACGCACUCACCCCGAGGGUCUCUUUUCUCAACCAACGAGACUAUCGGGCGGCUGUUUCCGACGAAGUAUUCUAUACUUGCUUAAUUUUGUAGUUCAACAGAGAGGCAAGGAAGAAUGCCAUAAAGAGAUGCUGUCCCAAACGCAAACUUUCAUUGCACAUCCUUUCUAGUCAAAAAGUCAAAAAUGUAUUGAAUCAUAUUAUUGUGGACAGGAAAAACAAACUACUCUACUGCUAUAUUCCCAAGGUCGCCUCGUCCAAUACGAAAAGACUUAUGCUGACUUUACAAAACUUUACUGACGACAGCAAUGCCAUACGCUAUUUUGAUCACCGUGGUUUUGAAUUCUUGAGCGACGUUUCGCCAGACGAGAGAGACCACAUUCUCAAAACUUUCUUCAAGUUUCUAUUUGUACGGAAUCCUCUCGCUCGAAUACUCUCGGCUUACAGGAACAAAUUUCAGCACAACAAUGGGCAGUUCCAAGUAAAGUUUGGCCGAGACAUUGUACGAAGAUACCGAAAACCGAGUAUCCCGACGAACGAGGUGAUAGGUAACGACGUUACGUUACAGGAAUUCGUAAGAUAUCUGAUAGACAAGGAAAAUUAUGUGCACAAUAUGAAUGAACACUGGAUGCCCAUGUACGAACUGUGUCAACCAUGUUACGUCAACUAUGAUUUUAUUGGUUCAUUCGAGAACCUAGACUUGGAUACAAGCGCGCUAUUGGCAAAACUACGUGCAUCAAAACGAAUUACAUUUCCUAAGAAACAGUCUUUCUACGGGAAAAAGCUGGAUGGGAAAGAAGUUGCCAGGUUCUAUGUGAACCUUACAUUGGACGAGUACAGAUCAUUACAUAAACGAUAUAUUUAUGAUUUUAAAUGUUUUAGUUAUAAAUUUCCUUUCGAAAUAUAACAUUUUGGUGUUAAUAUAUACGUUUGAUAGUUUUAAAGCUAUCGUGCUGACUGGCAAACACAUAUGCAGGCAUAUGCAGAGACACACACACGUACAAACGUAAACAUAACCUCCUGGCGGAGGUAAUAAAUUAUACGAAAUUUCAUCCUUUUAUUAUAUCAUCAAAGAACCUUAUUCAAAUAUAUAUACCUUAUUCAAAUAUACAGGUAAUUCAAAAAAGGUUAUCCUUCGAGUUUGAAACUCUAAACCUUAAACCUUAUGGUCCUUAAACUCUAAGCGCGAAUAGGGCAAUGGGAACACGCAGUGUUUGCCGUAUUUAGUCAGAAAGACUUAAUUGUCAUACUCCUUGUAUACAGCCAAGAUUUACGACGAAAAUCGUUCCCAUUCCGCUUUUCGCGCUUAGAGUUUAAGCUUUGCAAAGGACAACCUUAUUAUGUUGUGUUAUUGUUCACUAACGAAUAAUAACACAAUAUCAGGCAAUAUCUUUCUGCUUGCGCGCAGUCUGGAAAUUAUGAAAUACACACUCGAGAAUAUUUUCAUAUAUAUACAUGUAUA
Paramuricea clavata is the source of this 2515-nucleotide messenger RNA. Lineage: Eukaryota; Metazoa; Cnidaria; Anthozoa; Malacalcyonacea; Plexauridae. The record is from the annotation of a GenBank genome assembly.